Temnothorax curvispinosus is the source of this 2064-nucleotide messenger RNA. Its product is annotated as trichohyalin-like. Bases 1 to 2064 code for a protein of 687 amino acids. The transcript has 3 exons. The record is from RefSeq and is a predicted model, not a curated record. Lineage: Eukaryota; Metazoa; Arthropoda; Insecta; Hymenoptera; Formicidae. Gene Ontology annotation, molecular function: catalytic activity.
AUGACGGCAAGAUCUCCUAAAAAAGACUCGGAGAUAGGUGUGAAGGAGUUGGGAGAAAGAAUGGGAGAAAUGAUGGAGGAAUUUAGGGCAGUGAGAGAAGAGCUAAGGGAAAGUUUCAAGGAGCAGGGUAGGAAAAUGAGAGAAGAGAUAGAGGACCUGAGAAGGGAGUUUAGGGAGCGAGAGAAGAGAUGGAAAGAGGAGAGGAAAGAGACAAAUAAGCAGAAGAAGAAAAUGGAAGAAAGAAUAAGGAGAUUGGAGGAAAAAAUGGAAGAGAGGAAGGAGGAGAAGAAGGAGGAGGAAAGAAACGGUAGAGGGGAGGUGGGGGAGAAAAUGAGAGAACUGGAGAGAAGGCUGGAAAGGAAAGAAAAGGAGGAGAGAAGAAGAAACAUUGUAAUAAGAGGGCUAGAAGUAAAAGAAGGAGGGAGGAGAGAAAAUGCAGAAAAGUUACUAGAAGGAAUAGGAGCGAAAGUAAAGGCAAUAGAGGUGAAGAGAAUAGGAGCUGGGUUGGAAAAUAAAGAUAAGGAUUUUUGGGAAGGGCUGAAGAAAGAAGAUGUGUUAGUCAUGUUAGAGACCUGGAUAGGAGAAAAGGGCUGGGAAAGAAUAAGGGGGAGACUUCCAAAAGGGUACGAGUGGGGGGUGCAAAUGGCGAAAAAAAAGAAUAAAAAAGGAAGAGCAAUAGGAGGGAUGAUAAUGGGAAUAAGGAAAGGAUUAAAAGAAAAGGGAACGGCAAUAGAAGUAGAUAGGGAGGGUUGGAUUGCGGGAAAGGUCAAAACAGAUGACGAGAACUGGAGUAUUAUAGGGGUGUAUGCAAAGAAAGAGGGGAUGGAGGAGAGCGUACAGGAGUUAGGAGAUAGAAUGGAAAAGAAAGAAGAAGGAAGAUAUACGAUAAUUGGGGGAGAUUUUAAUGCGAGGACUGGUCAAGAAGGUGGGAGGAUAGAGGAAGAGGAGGGAGGAGGACUGGGAGAAGGAAGAAGGUCGAAGGACAAGAAGGUGGACAGAGAGGGGAGGCUGUUGGUAAAUAGCUUAGAGGAGAGAGGAUGGGAGAUAUUCAAUGGAAAUGUGAGAGGAGACGAGGAGGGGGAGUUUACUUUCACGGGGGGAAGAGGAGGUACGGUGAUUGACUACAUAAUAGGGAAAGGAGAAGUAAGAGAGAAGAUAGUGAGCAUGGUAGUGGGGGAGAGAGUAGACUCGGACCAUCACCCAUUGGAAAUAGUAGUAAGAAGGGGGGAAGAGGAGGAAGGCAGGAGAGGAGGGUGGAAGAAAAGAAGCAGGGGGGUGUGGAACGAGGAAGGAGCAAAGAGGUUUAUAGAAAAAAUAGGAGAGGUGGAAGAAAAAGAAGAAGAGUUGAAUAAGGAAUGGGAAGAAAUGGAAACAAGAAUAACAGAGGCAAUAAAAGGGGUAGAGGAGGAGCUGGGAAAUAAGAAGGGGAAAGUGGGAUGGUGGGAUGAGGAAUGUCGAGAAGCGAAGAAAGAGACAAGGAGAAAAUUAAGGGACUGGAGGAAGAAAAGAGAAGAGGCCAGUGCGUACAAGGAAAGGAGGAAAGAAUUUAAGGAGAUAUGUAAGAGAAAGAAGGAAGAGGAGAACCAGAGAUGGGAGAGAAAAGUGGAGGGAGCAAGGAGGGAGGCGGAGGUGUACACGGCUAUUCUGGCGGAGAGGAUAAGGGAGGAGAUAGAGGGAAAGAGAAUGGUACCGCACAACCAGACAGGUUUUAGAAGGGGAAUGGGAACGAUAGACAACAUUUACGUGUUGAACUACAUGGUGAACAGAAGGUUAGAGAAGAAAGGGGGAAAACUGAUAGCAUGUUUUGUGGACCUUAAGGCGGCGUUCGAUUCGGUGGAUAGAGGAAUACUAAUAAAAGCUAUGAGAGAAAGGGGAAUAAGGGAAGGACUGGUGAGAAGGACGGAAGAGAUGUUAAGAGAGACGAAGAGUAGGGUAAGAGGAGGAAACGAAUUGGGAGAAGUAUUCUGGACGGGGAGGAGAGUAAGGCAGGGAUGCCCUUUGAGCCCGAUUCUGUUUAAUGUGUUGCUAGCAGACCUGGAAGAGGAAAUGGGUAGAGUUAAAUAG